GCGCUGGCGGCGGCGCGGCGGGCGGGGAGCGGCGCCGGGGCCCGAGCCCGACCGGGAGCCGAGCGGAGCCUCCCCGCCGCCGCCGCCGCCCAUGGCCCCCUGAGCCGCCGCCGCCGCCGCCGCGCCCGGGCGGCCAUGAAGCCGCUGGAGAAGUUGCUGAAGAAGCCGGGCUCGCACCUGCCCGCCCGCCCCGCCGCCGCACCGGGACCGGCACCGGGGCAGGGAUCGGUACCGGGACCGCGGCGGCAGAGCCUGUCGCGCCCGCCCCCCUCCCCCGAGGAACCGGCGGGGCCGGCGGGGCCGCAGCCGGGGGGCGAGGGCCGCUGGCUGGAGCUGCGGCCCCCGGAGGCGCCGCUCCGCUCCCCGGAGGAACCGUCCCCGGGGGGAGACCGGGACCGGGAACCGCCGAGCCCGGAGCCGCCGCCCGCCGCCCGCUGCUGCUGCGGCUGCGGCCCCGCCGCCCCCGCGCCCCCCGAGCGGCUCCUGGCCGCGUUGCUGGAGCGGCUGCCGGCGGGCGGCGCGCACGGCCGCGGCUGCGGAGCAGAGUCGCUGCUGGACGACAUCGUGCUCACGCACUCGCUCUUCCUGCCCACCGAGCGCUUCCUGCAGCAGCUGCACCAGCACUUCGUGCUGGCGGGCGGCAGCCCCCCGCCGCGCUGGGAGGAGGGGGCCGGGCUGCGGCGCAAGCGGGCAGUGCUGGCCGUGCUGCUGCAUUUCCUCGAGACCUACAAGGGGCUGCUGCAGGAGGAGGAAAGCGCCGGCAAAGUCAUCAAGGAGCUCUACCUGCUCAUCAUGAAGGACACGUCCCUCUACCAUGACCUGGAGGACGACAUCCUCAAGCUGCACCAGCUCGUGGAGACCGUGGAGCUCAAGGUGGCCGACGAGACGCCCCCCCCGAACAAGCAGGUGAAACCGCUGUUCAGGCACUUCCGUCGCAUCGACUCGUGCCUGCAGACGCGGGUGGCUUUCCGGGGCUCCGACGAGAUUUUCUGCCGCGUGUACAUGCCCGACCACUCGUACGUCACCAUCCGCAGCCGCCUCUCGGCCUCGGUGCAGGACAUCCUGACCUCCGUCACCGAGAAGCUGCAGUACUCGGAGGAGCAGAGCGCCCGCGAAGACGCCCUCAUCCUCGUCACCAUGGCCUCGUCCGGAGAGAAAGCGGUGCUGCAGCCCAGCGAGGAGUGUGUCUUCACCACCCUGGGCAUCAACAGCCACCUCUUCGCCUGCACCAGGGACACCUUCGACUCCCUGGUGCCGCUGCCCGAGGAGAUCCAGGUGGUGCCGGGGGACACGGAGAUCCACCGCGCGGAGCCGGAGGAGAUCGCCAACCACCUCACCGCCUUCCACUGGGAGCUCUUCCGCUGCAUCCACGAGCUGGAGUUCGUGGAUUACGUGUUCCACGGGGAGCGGGGCCGGCGGGAGACGGCCAACCUGGAGCUGCUGCUGCAGCGCUGCAGCGAGGUGCAGCACUGGGUGGGCACCGAGCUGCUGCUCUGCGAGUCGCUGGGCAAGCGCGCCCACCUCCUCAAGAAGCUCAUCAAGAUCGCCGCCAUAUGCAAGCAGAACCAGGACAUGCUCUCCUUCUACGCCAUCGUCAUCGGGCUCAACAACGCCGCCAUCAGCCGCCUGCGCCUCACCUGGGAGAAGCUCCCGGGAAAAUUCAAGAACCUGUUUCGGAAGUUCGAGAACUUGACGGACCCCUGCAGGAACCACAAGACCUACCGCGAGGUGCUGGCCAAGAUGAAACCCCCCCUCAUCCCCUUUGUGCCGCUCAUCCUCAAAGAUCUGACCUUCCUGCACGAAGGCAGCAAGACCCUCCUGGAUGGGCUGGUCAACGUGGAGAAACUGCACUGCAUCGCUGAGAAAGUGAGAACCAUCCGAAAGUAUCGGAGCCGCCCGCUCUGUGAGUACGGGGUGGGGGGGGGCCGGGACCCCCACAGGCCCGGCCGGGCAGGGGCGAGGGGCCAGCGCUGCGGGAGGGGGCUGAUCCCAUGGGACAGGGGGGUGUGUGUGGCCCCACCACCCCCGGUGCUGGCCCUGCGGGACAGGGAUGUGUCUGGACCCACAUCCCCAUAGCUCUUCAUCCCGGCAUCUCUUCACCCCUGCGCCCCCCUUCCUGCGUCCCUGCAUUCCCGUCCCCGCGUCCCCGUCCCUGCAUCCCUAUCCCAUCCCAUCCCUGCAUCCCCUUCCCCUUUCCCUCAUCCCUGCA
This is a messenger RNA of Chroicocephalus ridibundus (black-headed gull), 2209 nucleotides long. It is a transcript of the gene RAPGEFL1, whose product is annotated as Rap guanine nucleotide exchange factor like 1. Gene Ontology annotation, cellular component: plasma membrane. The transcript has 14 exons. The coding region runs from base 136 to 2076 and encodes 646 amino acids. Gene Ontology annotation, molecular function: guanyl-nucleotide exchange factor activity. The record is from RefSeq and is a predicted model, not a curated record. Gene Ontology annotation, biological process: positive regulation of GTPase activity; Ras protein signal transduction. Lineage: Eukaryota; Metazoa; Chordata; Aves; Charadriiformes; Laridae.